AUGGCCGAGCUGGCGGCGCUGGCGCUGGGGCGCAACGCGUCGGGCGGCGCGGAGGAGGAGGCGGCGCGGCGGGGCAACGGCAGCGGCGGCGGCGCGGCGGGCUGGGCGCGGGGCUGGUCGGGGGCGGCGCUGGCCUCGCAGGCGCUGCUGCUGCUGCUGAUCCUGGCGCUGUCGGCGCUGGGCAACGGCGGCGUGGUGCUGGUCAUCGGGCGGCACCGGCAGCUGCGCACCGUCACCAACGCCUUCGUGCUGUCGCUGGCGCUGGCCGAGCUGCUGGGCGCGCUGCUGUGCCUGCCGCCGGGCCUGCUGGGCCUGCUGAGCGGGCGGCCGCCCGGCGCCUGGCUCUUCGGGCCGCGCCUCUGCCUGGCCAGCGCCGCCCUGCACGCCGCCCUGGGCAUGGCCGCCACCCUCACCAUGGCCCUGCUGGCCUUCGACCGCUACUGCGCCAUCGUCCGCCAGCCGCGCCGCAAGAUGGGCCGCCGGCGCGCCGCGCAGCUGCUGGCCGCCGUCUGGCUGGCCGCCCUGGCCUUCUCGGGGCCCUGGUACCUGCUGGCCCAGGAGCGGCCCGCCGAGCCCGGGGAGGCGCCCCACUGCCGCUACGCCCUGCCCUGGGGCUCCUCGCGCCUGGGCCCCCCCUACGGCGCCGCCCUGAUCGUCCUCUGCUACCUGCUGCCCUUCGCCCUCAUGUGCUUCUGCCACUACAACAUCUGCCGGGCCGUGCGCCGCUCCGAGAGCCGGGUGCGCCCCCUCACCACCUACGGCCACCUGCUGCGCUUCUACGGCGAGAUGCGCACCGCCACCACCGUCCUCAUCAUGAUCGUCUCCAUCAUCUGCUGCUGGGGGCCCUACUGCGUCCUGGGCCUGGCCGCCGCCACCGGCCACGUCUCCUUCUCGCCCACCACGGACGCCGUGGCCUGCUGGAUGGCGUGGGCCAACGGAGCCAUCAACCCCCUCAUCUACGCCGUCCGCAACCCCAACAUCGCCAUGCUGCUCGGACGCAACCGGGAAGGCGGCUACAGGACUAGGCACAACGUGGCCGCUUACCUGGCAGCCGCGCGGGGCCACCGCCUGGAGGCUAAGAGCCGGGCGGAGCGCUACACUAGCUGUGGGCACGGUGGCGGCGGAGGCACUGCCGGCAGCACCCUCUCCUCUUCCAGCCCAGCUAGUGGAGGGGAGGUGGCCAUGUGGGCCUGCAAGAACCCGGCGGUGCUUUUCUGCCGGGAUGGACAGCCGGACACGGUUUCUGAAGUUGGCACGCAACUCAAAUCGGAUACGGUUGAUACCAGCCUUUGAAACGCAGUCGUGGCGUGGAUCAGAGCUGGCUUAACAGCAAGAUCUGUCAACCCGGGAUACUGAAAAAUUGUUGAUAGCUUCAUCCACAUGAGAAUUUUAUAAGUGAACUGUAUGAGUGCAAGAUUUGGUUGCAUCUUAAAGCCCGACAAGAUUUCCAGGUUGGAGUCCAGUAGCAACUUAAAGGCCAGCAAAGCGUAAGGUGCUACUGGACUCAAACCUUGCUCAUCUACUGCCAACCAAUAUGGCAACUCACCUGAAACCGCAUUCAUGAAAAGAUUUCCGGGGCAUAAGCUUUCAAGAAUCAAAGUUCCCUUCCUCAGAUGAAAGUAGGACAUAUCAGAAGACGAGAGCUUUGACUGUCGAAAGCUACACCCUGGAAAUCCUGUUUAUCUUUAAGGUGCCCACCAGAUUUGAAUCUUGCUUUUCUAAUGGAGGCUAGCACGGCUACCUAUUGUAAACUAUAUGAGUGCAUGUAUGCUAGAGAUUCUGUACCGGAAGAAGGGAUAGCCUCAGUCAAAAGGGCCAAUUUGAAUGCUGUGUCAUUUGAACCCUUCAGUGGUGGAGUCUUUUGAUCCUCUCAUUUUGUAGCCCUCUGAAGAUACUGUGGGAAUGGGUUUCCAGUUCCAGGCUGGGAAAUUCCUGUAGAUUUGGGGGGUGGCACCUGAGGAGAGGAGGGUUCGGGGAAAGAACUUAACGGGGUAUAAUGGCAUAGAGUCAACCCUCCAAAGCAGCCAUUUCCUCUUGGGAAGAAAAAUAGAAAAGGAGGGGUUUACAGAUGGUAAUUUUGCUUCUCGGUUUCUGCAGUGGUUGAUAGCCUUUCCGCCAGGUUCGUUGUGCUGGCAGCACCAUCACCACAAAGAGAUAGAAAAUCUUUUCUCGGUGAUUGGAAAACUCCCGAUUUUCUUAACAAAGGCUUGCAAAUCUAUAUUUUUUGUGCUCACCUGGGGUGAAUACAUAUUUUUCUCCAGGUGACUAGUAAAGUAUAUUGAAUAUCGGAAGAUACCCCUUUCUUUUUAAGGCCAUCAGUGUGCCAUAGACUGCGAACAUAGAUAAGUGUGGAUGGGCAGCUAACGUAUAAGGAAAAUUGCCUUAGCCGUGCCCUAAGCUUGCUCCAUAGCGUCAUGAGACUUCAGCUCCGCCCAGUGGAGGGGAAGUCCUUUGCGAGGGAGCUGUGGUUGCAAGCAUCACUUCUGCUGAAAACUUGCAAAACGGCAGCCAGGAGCUGAUUUCCAUCACUCAUCACUGGGGUGUCACAGACAGUGUACAAUAGGCGCCCACAGUCCAAAUCCACAGAGCACCCCAAAUCACUAAGCUAUGACGAGGUCGCCUUCGGGACAUGCGUUUCCAAAGUAAUGCAACCUUGCCGCUUGAAUACAAUGCUUUGUUUCAGUUGUGUUUUUUGCAGCUGCAGUUUGAUGUGUCGUGGCCUUGUGCUUUUGGAAAGAGUACAUUUUUCACAUGCAAGCACAAUGCAGCCAAAAGUUAGCAUGAACAGACCUGUGGCAGAGAGCCGGUAGAGCAUGGAGCAUGUCCCACAUUCAACCCCUGGCUUUACUUGUUAAAGGCUACGAGAGCAGCUGUUUCGAUGGACCUUGCUCCGUCUGAGAUCCACUGCCACUCCGAAGGAGCUGGCUGAGUCUAAAGCAGUGCCAGAUGUUCAACUCUUUCAUUUCAGUCAUUCAGACUUAAGAAGCUUUUGAACUGUGGCUGCGACAUUCUCUAAGCAAACAGAAUCCCCCCUCCCCGCCCCCCGUAAAAACAUCCGGACCUACAGGAAACACUUUCACCCAUCAAAAAGAGUCCAGUAGCACCUUUAAGACUAACCAAGACUAAAGGUGCUACUGGACUCUUUUUGAUUUUGCUACUACAGACUACCACGGCUAACUCCUCUAGAACUUUCACCCAUGUUACACUACAAACUGAUUGCCUAGAAAGGGUCCCUGCCUUUUUUUUUAGACAAAGGAAAUCUUUUAGCAGACUUCGGCAUGCAUAGCCCUUGCCACAGCUGUAAAUCUGAUGCGCACCCAAAUGCGCAAGGUGGCGCAGAGGCCUGUUCGUCUGCAGCACAUCAUGCUCCAUGCUUUUGAAUGGGCAUCCCCUGGCUCUCGGUCUCACCCAAGUUUUUUCGAGUGCUGACUAGCUUUGGACUGGGACUGAGUCAGUGGCAGCGCACAGCUCGACUGCCCUUUGCGAGGUGCAAGCGCCAAAAAUAUGCGCAGACUUGAAAAACUCUUCUGAUCAAAGAUCAAACAAGGUCAUCGCACACUGUGAAAAACUUCAUCGAUUUCUCCACCCCUUUUCCCUUUCCUUGGGAGGUUUUGCUUUAGUGAGUAUGUAUUGAUGUGCAUUUAAGCGCCUUUCCUGAGCCCA
Messenger RNA from Eublepharis macularius, 3663 nucleotides. It is a transcript of the gene GPR135, whose product is annotated as G protein-coupled receptor 135. Gene Ontology annotation, biological process: G protein-coupled receptor signaling pathway. Gene Ontology annotation, molecular function: G protein-coupled receptor activity. The coding region runs from base 1 to 1293 and encodes 430 amino acids. Gene Ontology annotation, cellular component: membrane. The record is from RefSeq and is a predicted model, not a curated record. NCBI's taxonomy places the organism in Eukaryota, Metazoa, Chordata, Lepidosauria, Squamata, Eublepharidae. The transcript has a single exon.